Neolamprologus brichardi is the source of this 7382-nucleotide messenger RNA. It is a transcript of the gene baz2bb, whose product is annotated as bromodomain adjacent to zinc finger domain, 2Bb. Gene Ontology annotation, molecular function: DNA binding; protein binding. NCBI's taxonomy places the organism in Eukaryota, Metazoa, Chordata, Actinopteri, Cichliformes, Cichlidae. Gene Ontology annotation, cellular component: chromatin. The record is from RefSeq and is a predicted model, not a curated record.
CUUGGAGAGUGAAUCAGGAGGAGAGGCUCUUCAAUCUGCGAUCAGAGAUCAACACGUUCAGCAGCGCGUUACCGACCAGCCGGACUCAAUCACUGACCACUUCGCCUCUCAUCUCUUUCAACAGCCCUUAAACUGACCGGGACGUAAAUGAACACCUUUUCCUUUCCGCUUCUCCUUUUUUUAAGGAAUACAAGACGAUAAUCAGAUAUGGAGUCUGGUAGACCCCUGGCUUCAUCACCUGAACCGUUCUUCCUUCAUAUGGCCUCAUCUAAAGCCAGCUCAUCCCCUGCUCCACCCCAGAAACUCCACACCAAGUCCAGAGCGACCCCUAGUCCUAUAGUCAGCUCUCCCGUCACCAUUUCUGGUCAUUCGCUGCGAAUAAUGGAGGAUGACUGUGUAAAUAUGUCUGUCAGCCCCAAUGGUUUGAAUUUAGCCAACUCUCCUGUCGCGCUCAACGCAUCAAGUUCAAGCUGCUCUGAGUUUGGAGGCCUAGGAUGUCUCGGUUUGUCUGCCUUGGCUGCUCCAUCACAGCUUGGUACUUUUCCAGAUUGGUGGCGGACAUCUGAGACACAAACCAGAGCAGCUGCAGCCUUCUUCCCCCCUCUUUUAGGUCUGCAUCCCUUUGUUUUAUCAACCUUCAAGAGCCACGAUCCUGUUGAUUUCCAGUCACAGCCUUCAGUUUCUUUAGGUGUUAAUGGAACAGUGAAUGGCAGGAGUGCUUCCUCUCCUGCUGGGAACGCUCCUGCUAUGAACAGUAGUUCAUUACUAGCAAAGGGAAAGAAGGAGACACCUCAAGCCAACAGUCAUGAGCCGGGCCAGCUCCAUCAGAAAGCCAUUGAGAAAGCAAACCAAAAGAAACCCAACAAAAGACCACUAGAGACAUCGAGCAUGAGUGGCAGCCAAUCAGAGUCUCAGUCAGAAAGCUCCAGCGAUGUUGAGGAAAGCAGCAGCGACCCUGACGAUAUGGAAGAGGAAGAUGAUGAUGAUCAGAGCAGCGACAGUGAAGAGUCCGGUUAUGAAAAACAGAGUCCAGCUAAGCAGAAAGUCAAACGGCUGACACACAACACUCCCGAGAGUAAAAAGAAGAGACCUUGCACAGUUGAUGGCAGCUCAACUCAAGACGGACAUUGUAACAGUGUUCGUUUGACUUCCUUUUAUCACCCCCAGUCUUAUUCCAGUCCUGCUGGCCUGCUUCAGUCUGCAGCACUGUUUCUCCAGAGGCCCAGGACUUCACAAGAGGAAUGCCAGCAGCACACCAGUGUCAUACAGGCCACAGGACUGGCAGUUAGCAACAGUCCCUUACCACAAUCCCAGAGAGAGGCUUGUCCUCUGCAUUUUAGAUCUUCUCCCAGCCCCAUCUCCUUCUCCAACUCAUCAAAACAUUUGGCCACUUUAACAUCAGCAAAGCGCUUCCAUCCUUCAUCCUCACCAAAGCAUGCUUCUGUCUCCUCUUCUCCUAAACCUCUUGCCCUCUGCUCCACUAAAAAGUCCCUCUCUCAGUGUUCCCCACUGAAACCUCUUUGUUCACGCAAACCUCCUUUCCCGUCAUCUUUACCCAAACCACAAACACUGCUGGCCUCAAAAGGAGAGUCCCAUAUGCCAAAAUUUUUGAUGCCCUCUAACAAACACAGACAUCCCAUCAAUAACACGAAGGACAGCAGUGGAAACUUCCCAGAUCAAAGCCUGUUACUCUUACACACAUCUAAAUUGAAACAGCCCCUCAAUUCCACGGAUUCUGUGAAGCAAGUUUUCUCUCAGCGACCAAAGAGCCAAAGCUGUGAGCUGUUUUCUCUCCACAUCAGCAGUAGCAACAUGUUCCUGAACCUUUAUCCUAACGGAGCGAUCAACGGUGCAGUUCAGGAUGCCCCUCUGGCCCUCAUCACUAAGCCCCGCAUCCAGAGCAGCACCCCCAACAGCAAGCCUCUCUUAGCAGCCACCAGUCCUCCCUGCUCCAUGCCUAUCAACUUGAGCACUGGCACCAAGGAAAUGUUGGACAGCUCCGCCUCCCCACUUAAGACUUCUGCUUCAUCGGAACCCAGAUCAAGGAAAACUACCAAGAUGGUGCAUUCGGGAAAGAGCCUCACCAGAACCAACACAUCCUGUCUGCCUGUAGAUUUGGUCAGAGACAGUGAGCCUGAUAUCCACAGCAGCAAAAACUCGGACGACUCUUUAGGAGACGAUUACGAUGAUGAUGAGGAUGAAGAUUCUGGGAGCAGUUUUUCAGAGUCAGAGAGCAUCCUGGGGAGCGACUCUGAUGCCUUUGAGGAUGAUGUCAAGGAGUCCGUUGAGACAGAAGCAGAUAGCGAUGCAGAAAGAAGUCCUCUGAAAGUAGCUCAAACCUCAUUGUCUACUCAAAAGUCCUCCUCGAGCCUCUCAGCCACCCCCUCCCUGCUCAACAUCCAGAUUACCAAACCUCCAAGUCUACAUAGUAGUUUUUUCAGCCCCACCACCAGCACCGGAGCAAUGGGCAAACAAAGUGCACCAUCACCACCCUUCACAUUUGCUUCGCAGCCAGGAUCAGGGAGGAGGAGGAGGGUUACGGAUGAGAGAGUUCUGCGAUUGCCUCUUGAGUUUGGGUGGCAGAGAGAGACACGCAUCAGGACCGUAGCGGGGCGUCUGCAAGGCGAGGUGGCUUACUUUGCACCGUGUGGGAAAAAGCUCCGACAGUAUCCUGAUGUAGUGAAGUACUUAAUCAGGAAUGGAAUAACUGAAAUCUCACGAGACAACUUCAGCUUUAGUACAAAAAUUAAAGUUGGGGAUUUCUAUGAAGCCAGAGAAGGGCCCGAGGGUUUACAGUGGUUCCUACUGGCUGAGAAUGAGAUUGCUCCCAGCAUCAUAGCGAUGGAUGGGAGGCGCAGCCGGCGCACAAAGUCUGAGCACCAGCCGACAGGUGAUAGCACUGGGGCUAUACAGUGGAAACCUUAUCCUCUAAAUGGUGGUGAAAAUAACUUCCAAGAUGUCUCUGAUGCCAAGUUACUUCGUAAGCUGGAAGCUCAAGAAAUAGCACGACAGGCAGCUCAGAUCAAAAUGAUGAGAAAACUAGAGAAACAGGCUAUAGCGCAAGCCGCAAAGGAGGCAAAGAAACAACAAGCAAUAAUGGCUGCUGAGGAGAGGAGGAAAAAGAGGGAACAGCUGAAGAUUCUUAAACAGCAAGAGAAGAUCAAGCGCAUUCAGCAAAUUCGUAUGGAGAAAGAACUCCGUGCACAGCAAAUUCUUGAGGAAAAAAGAAAAAAAAGGGAAGCAGCAGCGAGUGCCAGGAUACUGGAAGCUGAGAAACGUAACAAGUUUAAAAAGCACUGCAUUCCACACGCAUGUAUAAAUGAACACAUGAUUACAUGUGUGUUAUGUUUCCUUUCCACUCGAACUAAUUUUGUAAAGGAGAGGGAGAUGCGAAGACUACAAGCCGUCAUACUGAAGCACCAGGAGUUGGAGAGACAUAGACUAGAUAUGGAGAGGGAAAGACGCAGGCAGCACAUGAUACUCAUGAAAGCUGUCGAGGCCCGCAAGAAGGCGGAGGAGAAGGAACGUCUGAAAAAAGAAAAGAAAGAUGAGAAACAGUUGAACAAGGAGAGGAAACUGGAGCUCAGAAGACUAGAACUGGAAAAAGCAAAGGAGCUGAAGAAGCCAAAUGAGGACAUGUGUUUAGCGGAUCAUAAGCCUCUUCCAGAGUUGUCCCGUAUCCCUGGUCUGGUAUUAGCAGGAAGCACCUUCUCUAACUGCCUGAUGGUUUUGCAGUUUCUGCACAGCUUUGGAAAGGUGCUGGGACUGGAUUUAAAUUCAGACCCGCUCACUAUAGGUGACCUUCAAGAAGGGUUACUGAACAUUGGGGAAAAUAUGGAAAAGGUCCAGGACCUGUUGGUGACCAUGCUCCUUGCAGCUGUGUGUGAUCCUGGGGUACCUGCAGGUCACAAGAGCAAAACCAUCUUGGGGGACCACUUGACUAAUGUGGAGAUCAACCGGGACAAUGUGUCUGAGAUUCUGCAGAUCUACAUGGAGGGUCACUCUGAACAGAAAGAGGUGGCCAUGCUGGCUUUUAGCCUCAGGACUAAGCCUUUCCAAGCCCACAGUCCAUCACAGAAGGCCUCUGUUUUAGCAUUCCUGGUAAAUGAGCUUUGCUGCAGUAAGGCUGUGAUCAGCGAGAUCGACAAAAACAUAGAUUAUAUGACCAACCUGAGGAAGGAUAAGUGGGUUGUUGAGGGAAAGCUUCGGAAACUGAGGAGUAUCCACACCAAGAAGACGGGGAAGAAAGACAACAGUUGGGCAGGAGAGAACAACCAUGCCUUUGUGCUCGCCAGUGUUCAAAACAAAUCCAAGAGGAAAGAAGGGGAUAGUGAAGAAGAGGAAGAUGAGGACGAUGACAGUGAAGACCAAAGAGAUGACGAGGAGGAGGAGGAAGAAGAAGCAGGUGGAAAAAGAGGAAAGAAAACAGACAUAUGUGAAGAGGAGGAUGACAGUGUACGCUCUGCCAGCAUCGAGGAACUUGAGAAACAGAUUGAGAAAACAUACAAGCAACAGAGUCAAAUUAGACAGAAACUGUUUGACUCCUCCCACUUACUGCGCUCUGUGAUGAUUGGCCAGGACAGAUACAAGCGGCGCUACUGGGUCCUUCCACAGUGCAGUGGCAUUUUUGUUGAAGGCACUGAGAGCAGUGAAGGUUGUGAAGUGGAGGAGGAGGAGAGAAGAAGACAGUGGGCUACUGAGGUGAUCAGAGUAAAAGGGGAGCAGUUGGAACAGACAAAGCCGGUGGUCUCCAGCUCCACACAGAGCACAGACAAUGAUACAACCAUGCCAGAGAGCCAGCACGACAAAGACAACCUCUUCCUCCAAAAACCUGGCUCUUUAUCUAAGCUCAGCAAACUUCUAGAAGUAGGCAAAAUGGGUCAAGAUUCAGACAUCAAUACACAGAACAGUCAUUCUUUUAAAGUUCCCACCACUGCUUCUUAUCCUUCGUAUCCUGCCUCACAGAUAGUCCCUACUCAGCAGGGUCUGAUGGAUAAAUUGGACACUGCGGUGCCAUUUCUGCUCAGUGCUACUCAGCUAAAAAGCAUUCACUGGGUGACCCAGAGUCCUCAGUCCAGCCUUCAUUAUGACCAGCUGUCCAAGACACUGACUGAAAAAAGCAGCCAGUGGUUUAGCCUAUUUCCUCGCUCUCCCUGCGACGAGUCUUCAGUGACCUCUGGUUCCAGUCCACCAGUUUCGUCCUCUUCUCCACAACCCAUCAGAACCAAAUCCCCCUCUUUCCUCUCCACUAAUCCCUCAGCUACAGAUAGCUACAACACUACUCCUGGGAUCAGUAACACAGAAUUGCCUAUCUUUCAGCAAGUAAAGCCUGGCAUUCAUGAAGGCAGACUGACACAGCAUGACAUGUCUAGCUCAGUGGCAAGUCCCAGCCUGCCCUUCUCUGGCACACCUCUACCCCCUAUGGUGGAUCUAGCUUCACAGCAUGCAGAGGGUCAUGGAAACGAGGCCUCUUUUCUGGAAAAUAACUCUAUCAACAAGUGCGAGACCUCAGAGUCCCCAAGUGACAAGUCCACUUGUGCCUCAUAUGCUGCCAUAGAGGGGGCCAAAACCCAAGACUACCCUUAUCCUCGGCCCAUCCCGGAGGAAAUGCUGCAUGGCUGGUGGAGUGUGUCUGACAUGGAGAACCUGCACAGUCUGGUCAAGACCCUCCAUUGCCGGGGCAUCAGAGAGAAGGCCUUGCAGAAACAGAUCCAAAAACAUAUGGAGCAUAUGACCAAGCUCUGUGAGAACAGCAAAGAUGCUAUUGGUGUGACAGGGAUGGAAAAGCAGGAGGUAAGCAAGGAGGCAGUGGAGAGCUGGUGUGUUGAGGAGAAGGCCAUGGAGGUGGACAUUCGCCUGCUGCGACAGGUUGAAGCUCUGGAGAGGAAAGUCAUCUCCGCCAGCCUGCAGGUCAAGGGUUGGAUGCACCCUGAGCCCCAGUCUGACAGUAAGGAUCUGGUCUAUCAUGAGCACAAGCCCUUCUCUUCCCUGGCUCAGGAAAACAAAAGAGAGCGAGACGCCAGUCAAGAAGAUGUUCCUGGCUCUAUGGUGCGGCGGCCCAACAAUCCCCUUGACAUAGCGGUCACCAGGCUGGCAGAACUUGAGAGGAACAUUGAGCGAAGUGAGGAGGAGGUGGCUCCUGGGAUGAGACUGUGGCGCAAAUCCCUCGGUCAAGUCCGCAGCUCAGCUCAGCUGUCACUCUGCAUUCAGCAGCUGCAGAAAUCCAUUGCCUGGGAACGAGCCAUCAUGAAAGUGCACUGCCAGUUCUGUCAAAAAGGAGAUAAUGAAGAGCUGCUCUUACUCUGUGAUGGCUGUGAUAGAGGCUGCCACACUUACUGCCAUAAACCCAAGAUCAAUACAGUGCCUGAUGGGGACUGGUUUUGUCCAGCUUGUGAGUCAAAGGAGAGCGGUCAAUACCCUUAUAGUAGGAAGCAGCAGAGCCGAACAGCUGGAGGAGGGAAGGAAUGCGUCGAGGGAAAACGAAGCAUUAAGCCAUCUGUGGAUGGAGAGCUCAUCAGUGAGGAGGAUGCCAGAAGCAACAAUGUGCCAAAGAAAGGUACCAAGGAGGUCAAAAAGAGGAAAGCAGACAACAGCCCACCCAGCUCCCAGGCCAAGUUUGACAGCCCCAUCUACUGUGCAAAAAAAACCAAAACGCACAAAGAUGAGCUGGGAAUAUGCCGAGUGCUGCUGGCUGAGCUGGAGGCCCAUCAGGAUGCCUGGCCUUUUCUCACCCCAGUCAACCACAGAGCUGUUCCUGGAUACAGAAAAGUCAUCAAGAAACCGAUGGACUUCUCCACCAUCAAGGAGAAGCUAACCAGUAACCAGUAUUUAAACUUGGAGACAUUCAUCAUUGACGUGAACCUGGUUUUCGAUAACUGUGAGAGAUUUAACGAAGAUGACUCUGAAAUCGGACGAGCCGGCCACAGGAUGAGGAGAUUCUUCGACAAGCGAUGGACUGAACUUUUGCAGUGAACACAUUCCAAAGUGGACAUGUCCAACUUUGUCAUGGGUGUUGGAGGCCUUCUCUUCACCUCUGACUCCAAGUGACUACACGGUUAUAAUAAAUCAAUGUGCAGUUUGAAGGACAGGACUGUGGUCUGUCUGCAAGUGUAGGCAAAACAUUUAAUGGAUUUGUAUCUUCAAGUGCAAUACUGUUUUGUUUAUUGAAACACACUGACUGUUCGGCUCAAUGUUGUUUGUGCGAAAUACAAUAUUGAGCAGGGACUUUACUUUUUUAUCAUCGGUACUAAGUUAUAUCUCUUUGUGUGCUGUAUGUGUAUUUAUUUUCUCAACUACUUUACAUUGCAUUCUUUUCAAAGCAGAGGCACGGGACUUACAAUGUAACAACUGUUGAAUAAAUAAGAAAAGCAUUACUAACCACA